Molecule: messenger RNA, 1962 nt
Organism: Dissoconium aciculare CBS 342.82
Lineage: Eukaryota; Fungi; Ascomycota; Dothideomycetes; Mycosphaerellales; Dissoconiaceae
Exons: 4
Coding region: 251-1777 (508 amino acids)
Source: RefSeq, a predicted model, not a curated record
CUAGAUCUCAUAGACAAGCUUUCUCUUUCUGGACGAGGCUCAUUCCCAAGCGGCGACAAAGUACGAUGCAUCGCAGGUACCUUUUAUGCCAUGGCGUCGACCACCCAUCCCUGUUCAUGUCUGCCUACCUAGGUAGAUAUCAAUACAUAUAGUCUGUCGCCUCCACGAGCGUCCUCACUCUCCCUAAACGUCUCCUUCAACUCCUGCCUGUUUCCACUCGGAUUGACAGUCUCGCGUCAUCUGCAGCACCAUGUCUUCCGUCUACUUUGCUCUCUUUGCGUCUCUGCCGCUCGUCCUUGGCGGCGCCCACGUUCCUUUGUUAUCAGGUUCCGGGUCUAUAUCCAUUUCGAUCGGAUCCAACAGCGCGACCACCGCGGCCUCUUAUCCGACAUCUAACAAGCAAUGUGUUCGCGACAGCUGUGCUCGUCAGGUCGUGGAUGGCUUGAAACAAUAUCAAGCUCCCGCAAGAUCGUCUGAUUGCGCCGCCCUCUUCAAGCCCGUCACAGUGACACCUUCAGCUGUUACCAAAACCGUUACAAGGUUGGCUACGCCUGCUACGACUACAUUGACCUCCUCCGUGUCGACUGCGACAAUUAUCAGCUCUACUACUACCACCACUACUACUGAUCAAACCAUCACGAGCACUGCCGUCGUCGUGUCUACCGACUUGACAACCGUGAUCACCACCACUGCGGUAACCACAACUGCAACCACAUCCGCGGCUGGCGCUGCUGGCGGCCCUUCCAAGCGAGGCGAGACCCAAACGAAACCACCACAAUGGGCUUGCGACUGUUCCGAUCUCGCGCGGUUCUCUAGCGCAUGCGCCUGCGCCGGAUUCCAGCCUCGAACUGUGACUGCCUCUGCACCGACCGUCAUCUUGACUGUAGAUGCCGUGACCCCGACUUCUACCAUUUACGCAGUGGGCCAGACCACCGUGGGAGCCACCGCUACAUCGACCGUCCACACUGAUGUAACGAACAUCGUCACCUCCACUUCCACCACCCAAACGACAACAUCGACUACCACCACAGAGACUUCUACCACAACCACCACGAUCCAAGCAGCUCCCACCGGAGCCGCCUACUGUGCGAGUGGACGUCUCGUAGACGGAACCCGAAGCGGCUACAACGGAGCACCCGCCUCGAUAGGAAACCUCCGCAUCGAAGGCAGAGACAGCACAGUCUACGAAGGCCCCAUCCUCUCCGGACCCCGAAAUGUCACGACUCCCUCGGGCGGCACCCACCUCUGUGAUGCGACCAACAACAAUGCCAACCCAAACCCCAGCAGCAACGGCAUCAGCAUCCUCGUCGAUGCCGCAAACCUCUGCGAAUUCCCUCUCGAUGGAAGCUACAGCAACCAAUUCGAAGAUUUCUUCAUCACGAAAAUCGGCGAUUCGGACUCCAACGCUUCGGGAAACCAAUUCUGGGGCAUCCUCAAAGACAACGCCUUCACCCCGGCCGGCGGCUGCGAGACGGCCAUCGCGCCGGGCGAGACGAUCCUGUGGGCCUUCAACGCCUUCAACGUGAACUUCUUCCUCGGCGCCUCGCCGUCCAGCCUGACCCUCUCGCCAGGCCAGGCCGCCACCGUCAGCGUCGUGGGCUACGACGGGAACGGCGGCUCCGGGACCCCGAUCGCCGGCGCCUCGUUCAACGGACAGACCUCGGAUGCGAAUGGACAGGUGGUCUUUGUGGCGCCGACGGCGCCCGGCACGUACAGGUAUAAGGCGACGAGGAGCGAUUCGAUCAGGAGUAAUGCGGUGGUUGUCGUCGUGCAGUGAGAAGGAGGGGAUUGAUGGGCGGCGGCGGCGGCGAAGGCGAUAUCGCGGAUUCUUCUUCUUCUUUUCUGAUCCGGUUCUGGGGGGAAAAAGAGGGCAUUUCUUUUCUUCACUUCUUUCAUUUCUUUCUUUCUAUCUAUCUGGCGACCAUAAUAACAUGCCGGCCAAAUCUCUAUUUUUUCUUUUUU